GGCCUUACAUCAAAUUCAAUAUGAAAGAAAUUAUACAAAUGAACUCAGAUCAUGUGGAAUAUAGAGCAGUAUUUAUUUUCUUGGAAAAGACCAGAAUUAUUUUAUUUUUGUUUUAUUUUUAUUUUCUUUUUUGUCUCAUCCAGUAGAUUAGAACAGUCACGCACCUCUCAAAGUUGUUAGCCAAUCGCCAUGAAACAUGAAAAGGACAUGUGGAGGAGGGAGAGAGAGACAGGUAGAGGAAGUGGAGCAAGGCAGCGUGAGUUCGGUCGUUAGUUUCGGUUUGGUGCGGGCAGAGUUUCUGAGGCAACUAGAAGAUCACAGAACACGAAACAAACAAAGUCAGAGUCGAAACUGGCGGAGUGUUAUUUCGUUCUCACUUUCUUCCCGCGGUCGAGACCUGAAGACGAACUCACGGGGGUCUCACGUGCGCCCGCGGCGCCAUGUCCCGCGCUCUGUUGGAGGCGGUUGUCUUCCUGGGCAUCGUCGUCUGUCCCCCGGCAAUCGAUGCUCCAGAAAUGGGCGAGUGUUCUGGGCCGGUGACUGAAAUAAGUGCAACGGUUGGCAGCAACAUCACUCUUCCAUUCAAAGAUGCCACGGGAGAUCGUGUAUGGAGGUGGGAGAGAAACAACGCCGAGCUGAUCACCUGUCGCGAAGGACAUCCAGGCUUCCAAGGAAAGACUGAAGACAAAGGAAGAUUCAAAGUCUCCUGUGAAAACCACAACCUCACGAUCGUUGGGCUGCAGCUGGGAGACCAGGCGCAGUAUUCUCUAUGUAACAGCCGCCACACUUGUUCUUGUGUGAAUCUCACUGUGACACCGGACGACACGAGCGACAGAGAAGCCGCACAUUCGACUGAAGGCCCAGGCACCGAUCAGCACAACGUCCCCGAGUCAGGGACAACCGGACUAACUGUUGGAGCUGUUGUAGCUGUUGGAGUUGUUGUAGCCGUUGGAGUUGUUGUAGCUCUUGUAGCUUUUCCCCCCCUCUGCACCUGCUUCAGGUCAUCUGGGGCGUGUGUGUGGGUUCAACGUCUCACAGAGUAUCGGCGUGCAGCACGAGCGGAGCCGGAAGACGCAGCUACUGGACCGUCUCCGUCCCUACACCCCGUCCCGGAGUCUGCGGUCGACGGACAAGGGUUGGCUCUCCGUCCCCAACACCGGACCGCGGACUGAACCAAGGUUUUUUAUUUUUGAAAUAUAGAUACGUGUGAUAAUUAGUCAUGGUGUGACUCAACCAGCAGGAAUAAAACUGUCCUUUCCUUUU
This is a messenger RNA of Scophthalmus maximus (turbot), 1263 nucleotides long. RefSeq lists its product as uncharacterized. The coding region runs from base 441 to 1172 and encodes 243 amino acids. Lineage: Eukaryota; Metazoa; Chordata; Actinopteri; Pleuronectiformes; Scophthalmidae. The record is from RefSeq and is a predicted model, not a curated record. The transcript is spliced from 8 exons.